CUUGAAAAAAGAGGCACUCUUCCUGAAAAUUGAGACUGUUGAAUUUCUGACUGUGAACUAUGGUGAAUGGCAGGGAUGUAAUUAGCUUGAAAAGCAUGGUCGUUUUUAUCUUUGUGUGUGACGGGGAGGGAGGAGAAAAGCAAGCUCACGUGAUGUUCAGCGGGGAAUUUCCAUUAAUACCAGUCUCUCUCUCUUUUUCUUCAAAAUCCCACACGAUCGUUUCUCUCACUCUCAUUCUCACUCCCACAGCCAUUGUUUCUUAGCUUGCUUCUCUCUUCACUCUCCCUCUCAUUUCCCUCCUCCCUUUUCCGUUUCCUUGCUCUCCAAUCCAGCCAGAAGCCCAGAACGAACAGGUCCCCGUCAUUUCUUUCCUCUCUGCUUUUUCUCCUUCUUCUCUUUUCACCGAUUAAUUGCUCUGUUUUUUCUCCCCCGGCUGUAGUUAAUCCAGACUUCAUCGACAUAGCCAGUUCCAUCGAUCUUCCAUUUUCUUCGUGGAUUCCUGCUCGUCGAUUCCAGUAGUUCCCAGUCUCGUUGAUUCCGUUCUGAAUCGGUGCUAGCUGCAUAUAGGGAGAAGGUAUUGAUCUUCGUUCUUCUUUUUCCUCUGCUCCUCUCCGAAUUCUUCAGAGUUUCCGUUGAUUGUUGGUCUUUUCAACAAAAUUGAAAUAAGAAUCGGAAAAUGAAGAAUCGUGUUUGGAAUCUCCCUUUCUGCGUAUUUGUUUGGUUAGAUUAAUCACCGUUUUGAUACUAUUAUCGUUCAUCUUCUUCUCCCGUCGAGUCUGCCUUCUGGCUUCGUUUUCUUUUUAGUGCAAUACUUGAAUAGAACAGUAGGUAUCUGCGUUCUUUUGGUUUUUUUUCCCCCCCCCGAUUCGAGCUAAAAGCACCGUCGCCCGUGCUGGAUUUUCCUUCUGAAGUUAACUAAGCUGAUUUCGGUUUAGUUCAGGAGCAAUUCACAAUAGAGUUUCUGAAUUGGUUCAAAACACAGUUCAGAAUUUCACUACUCCUUCCUUCUCAACUAAAUCUGCAUUCGUUGAUGAUCGAUGUUUCCGACGCCCACUGUUCAUUUACGGUCGUUUCUUCGUUUCAGGAACAAAAUCGACGAUGGAGCUUCUUCACGAUGCUGCUGCAAGGAGUCUGACUGCAAUGAUGUACUCAAAGGGCCACAAACCACCAUUGGCGUCAGAGGACUGCUACUACGCCGCCGCGAGAAGACCUCUUUUGGAAGCACCGGAGUUGGGUUUGCCUUCCGCGCCCGUGUUAGAAUAUUCACACACUUGGGUACUAGAUCCAGCGGAGCACAUAAGAGUGAACUGUUUAUAUGAAAUCGACCAUUCCAUGCUCCCUAACAGAGCACCUGAUCAACUCAAGAGUGUUCGAGUUGUCAUGGUGAAUGAGAAAACGAGGAUGAGGGUUUCACUGAGGUACCCAAGCAUUUACUCUAUCCGAGCUUACUUCAACGACGGUACUGGGUGUUCUGGGCCGGAAGUAAAGCACAUCCCGAUGCUAGACGAGAGAUGUGUAAUCGGUUCUGAAGUUGCAGGGGAGGCUCUUUACCGGCGAAUUCUACCUGACGAGGUAGCGAAGAAAAAAUGGGACUGGAACUUUUGGAUAGUUCCUUCUGUUGCUUCCCGGAAGGUCUCGAAUCUCCGCCUAAAGGGUUCCUCGUCUACGAACAAUGGCAGUGGUGCAUUGACCAAGGAUUCACUCUUGUCGGAACUCAAGACUCCGGGGAUAGUCAACUGGGGUCAACGCCGGAGGGUUAGGUUCAUGGGCAGGCAUGUGGAGGAUAAGGAAGAACCUUCUGAUUGGAUGGAGAAAAAUGAUAAGGAGGAUGGAAGUGAUGGGGAAGAAGACCAUAGUGGUCCGGCGAGUGAUGAAGAGGAAUGUGAGGAAGAAGAAGAUACAGAGGAGGUGAUUGUGAAGGCUAAGACGAGAGAAUGCAGGGAGAAUCUGAAAAGAAAGAAGAAUCAGUUACCAUCCUCUACAAUCCAGCUGAGGAAGAGGCCAAAACGUGGAAAGAACAAGAAUCAGAUUGUGGUUUACAGGCAGAAGACCAAUAAGAAGAAGAAGGUGGUUAAAAAGACAAUUGACAGAUGGUCUGCUGAAAGGUAUCAACUAGCUGAGGUGAACAUGUUGAAGAUAAUGAAAGAGGAGAAGGCACUGUUUGGGAACCCAAUGUUAAGGCCAGUAUUGAGAGCAAAAGCGAGGAGGCUGAUUGGAGAUACUGGUCUGUUGGACCAUUUGCUGAAGCAUAUGGCAGGGAAGGUGGCGCCAGGAGGUGAAGAAAGGUUCCGGAGGCGGCACAAUGCAGAAGGUUCAAUGGAGUAUUGGCUGGAGAAGGCCAAUCUGCUAGACUUAAGGAGGGAGGCUGGAGUGCAAGAUCCAUACUGGAUUCCACCACCUGGUUGGAAGCCUGGUGAUAACCCCUCUCAGGACCCUGUAUGCGCCACCCAGAUCAAGAAACUAACUGAGCAAGUUGAGAAACUGAAAAGGGACAUGGAAGACCUGGCUUCCAAGAAACAGGAGGAAGAAGUAGCCAUUGCAGCCAUGCCAAUUUCUUCAUCACUUACCACUUUAAGCAUGGAACAUGACAACCUACUUAUUCCGCUCAAGGAGAUGUUCAUCGAUCUGUCCAAUAAGAAGGCAAAAAUUGAAGAACAACUGACCGAAGUCUCUGAGUCCUUACUUGCCAUGGAGGAAGCAAUGGCCACAAGAAAUAGAGCAGAAGAGAAACAACUGGAACGACAGCAGCAACUAGAAGAAGAAACAAUGACACAGCUCAUGAUCACACAAUCGGAGGAACACCAUUUUGAGGAAGGAAACCGGAGCCAAAACUCAACUACACCGACUCCAAUGGAAGACAGAGCAGCCAAAAUACAAAGGCUGAGAUCAAGCGGGUUCAGGAUAUGCAAGCCAGGGGGGACUUUCCUGUGGCCUGACAUGGCUACAGCCUCCUCUCCAACAGUCCACCUGGAUGGCUUCCUCGCUAGAACUCCUUCUUCUGUCUCUUCCUUAUCCUCCUCCAUAACCACACUCACCUCCGCCGACUCUCAGCACUCUCCUUCCCCGUUGAUGAGGCCAGUAGCUGAAAGGACAUCCGAAUUCACAAUAGCUCUAACCACACCACCUUCUUCCUCUGCUGUUCCUUCUAUCCUCCGCCGACAGGGGAGAAACAACAGCGCUACUCCGACAACUCCUCUGAUCAACCUCAAUGAAGUUCCCAGAACCCGAACUGAGAAUCCGAAUCAAGUCUCCCCUGGUCCAGUCACCUACCAGAGAAGAAACCAUCAUCAGAGUUUCAGUGCUGGAACUAUGGCAGCUGCAUCAUGCCUUCCGUUGGGAGUACAGACAUGGCUGGCUAUCGGCGGUGGUAAUCCGUCGUCGGAGAAGGACUGCAAGCGAGGCUAAGUUAGGAGAAAUGCUACUAUAGUUAUACAUUAGAACAGUUAUUAUUCUGGUAUGAAAAUUAAACCCCAUCCCACUAAAUAGUCAAAUUGGCCCAUUGACUACUAUGGUCGGAAUGCAAGGGGAGAGGGGCUCCCACUGCUUCUGAGUUUAGUGUCAUUGCUAAGGGGAAGAGUAUUUUUGAUCCUAUUAUACGCAGGCCAAAACUUUACCAUUAGAGCUAAUAAUUACAUAAGCUGUGA
Molecule: messenger RNA, 3644 nt
Organism: Linum trigynum
Lineage: Eukaryota; Viridiplantae; Streptophyta; Magnoliopsida; Malpighiales; Linaceae
Source: the annotation of a GenBank genome assembly